Molecule: messenger RNA, 1762 nt
Organism: Taeniopygia guttata (zebra finch)
Lineage: Eukaryota; Metazoa; Chordata; Aves; Passeriformes; Estrildidae
Source: RefSeq, a predicted model, not a curated record
CGGCUCCCGGCGGCCCCCGCGGCGCGGCCGCUUCCGGGGACGUGUCCGCGGCGAUGGCGGCGCCGGCGGCGGAGCCGGACGAGCUCUUCGACCUCCGCAACAACUUCUACAUCGGCGCCUACCAGGCCGCCAUCAACGAGGCGCAGCGCGCCAAGCCCCGCAGCCCCGAGCAGGCUCUGCAGCGCGACGUGUUCCUGUUCCGGGCCUACAUCGCCCAGAGGAAGUUCGGCGUGGUGCUGGAGGAGCUGCAGGGCAGCUGCAGCCCCGAGCUGCAGGCGGUCAGGAUGUUGGCUCAGUUCCUGGCCAGCGAGAGCCAGAGGGACUCGAUCGUGGCCGAGCUGGACAAGAAGAUGGCCAAGAGCGUGGAGGUGGCCAACUGCACCUUCCUGCUGCUGGCGGCCUCCAUCUACCUGCACGACCAGAACCCCGAGGCUGCGCUGCGGGCCCUGCACCAGGGGGACAGCCUGGAGUGCCUGGCCAUGACCGUGCAGAUCCUGCUGAAGCUCGACAGGCUCGACCUGGCCAGGAAGGAGCUGAAGAAGAUGCAGGAGCAGGACGAGGACGCGACGCUGACCCAGCUGGCCACAGCCUGGGUGAACCUGGCCUUGGGCGGGGAGAAGCUGCAGGACGCGUUCUACACCUUCCAGGAGCUGGCGGAGCGGGGCUGCCCCUCGCUGCUGCUGCUGAACGGGCAGGCGGCCGCUGCCAUGGGCCAGGGCCGCUGGGAGCAGGCCGAGGGGCUGCUGCAGGAGGCGCUCGACAAGGACAGUGGGCACCCUGAGACCCUGCUGAACCUGGUGGUGCUGUCCCAGCACCUGGGCAAGGCCCCGGAGGUCACCAAUCGUUACCUGUCCCAGCUGAAAGAUGCUCACAAAAACCAUCCCUUCAUCAAGGAGUACCAGGCCAAGGAGAACGACUUUGACCGCCUGGCCCUGCAAUAUGCGCCCAGUGCCUGAGCCCUGGACAGGGAAAAUCCCUCUGGAAGCCAAAAAAAUCCCUCCUGGAACCCAGAAAAUCCCAUCUGCGCCCCCACACCUGUGGGAUCCCCCAAAUUUGGGGUUACAUUUUGGGCUUCAAGCCCCGCCUGAGGCCUGAACUGUUCCCAAGAAAUGGAAUUCAUUCCUGGAUCUCCCAGCCCUGGAAUUCCUGGGAUUGCAGCCCUGGGGGAAGGUGAAACUCCAACGUCUCCACGGAUCCAUCCCAAAUUCCGCAGCACCUUCCAGCCCUUCUGCCGAUUCCUUUUGGGAUAAGAAAACCCCAAAACAAUAGCAAAUAAAUAAAAAUACAAAUACAAAUAAAACAAAAAUAAUCCUCCUGUAAUAGGCUCAGGCUGAGUCUGGUGUCCCCCUUGCAGUGUCCUCGUCACCAAUCCCUGCUGGCUCCAACCUGGAUUUUCAGGAAUUAUUGUGGCAGGAAUCCCCAUUGGAAUUUCCCUCAAUCCCUCCCAGAUCCCACCUGGAUUUUUGGGUUUUUUCCCCCUCCCCAUGGGAAUUUCCCUCAAUCCCUCCCAGAUCUAACUUGGAUUUUUGGUUUUUUUCCCCCCUCCCCAUGGGAAUUUCCCCAUUCCCAGCCAGAUCCCACCUGGAUUUUUGGAAUUUCCCCCUCCCCACGGCUCUGUGCCCGAGUUUUGGGGUUUUCCCUGCGGUGCCCCGGCCCUGGUGGCACUGGAAGGUGGCACUGAAAGGUCCCUUUGUGCCCGCCUGGAAGGGCCCGGGGGGACAGGGGGACACAGCAGUAAAAUAAACCACAUUUAUGUCCUUUU